Messenger RNA from Racocetra persica, 220 nucleotides. The record is from the annotation of a GenBank genome assembly. Lineage: Eukaryota; Fungi; Glomeromycota; Glomeromycetes; Diversisporales; Gigasporaceae.
CGAAUUAUCAACUAAACAAAAAGAACUCCAAGUCAUUGAAGAAAAAUUAUUAACUUGCCAGCAACAAAAAGAUGAUUUACAAAAACAAUUGGAUAAUAAAAUAACAGAAUUGGCUAAUUCUAAUUUAUCCCAAGAGCAAAAGUCGCAACAAAUAAUUACUUUGGCUUCUGAAAGUCAGAAACAAUUUAGUAAAAUUAACCAACAAUUAUCUAGUGCCUGA